This is a messenger RNA of Equus quagga, 7223 nucleotides long. RefSeq names its product 5'-3' exoribonuclease 1 (gene XRN1). NCBI's taxonomy places the organism in Eukaryota, Metazoa, Chordata, Mammalia, Perissodactyla, Equidae. Gene Ontology annotation, molecular function: 5'-3' RNA exonuclease activity; RNA binding. The record is from RefSeq and is a predicted model, not a curated record. Gene Ontology annotation, biological process: nuclear-transcribed mRNA catabolic process; rRNA catabolic process. The transcript has 43 exons. Gene Ontology annotation, cellular component: nucleus.
GGAGGCAGGAAUGUGAAAAGUAAACCUUAUAUAAUUUCCUAUUGAAGGCUUAAGGUUAAGAAUUAAAGGACGAAGCUGGGUUGGGGGUGGAGGGGAAUUAGAAAAUUUUUUUCAACAAAUAAUUUGGAAAAGGACGUUUUUAAACAAAACGUUGCUGGAGAUUUAUAUUCCUCAAAGAAAAAAACCUGCCCACUCACCAAACAUAAACAAACGAAACCAAAUAAAUCACCAGACCUUUCCAAAUCUGUGUUGAAAAAUACUGAGAUUAGCAAGCCCGGGACACAGAAGCAACCAGGACAAAAUUCAUUGUUCUGUACUCUUCCAGCGGCCUCGCGAGGCUUACAGCGCACAGCUCUAGCAACUGACAUUUUCAGAAGCCAGUCUAACACACGCAGCCAAACGCCGCGGCGCCGGGAAAAGCAGCCCCGGGCGCUCGGCUGCGGCGAGCCGAGCCGUAGUUCAGCCCCGCCCCGGCCGCGCGGCUUCGGCGGCGGCCGCUCUAGCCAGCGGCCUCUCUAUGGUCGGCCGGGCGGGCCGAGUGGUGUCAUCCGCGGAGCGACGGCCGCAGGCUGCGGCGUAGGCCCCGGCGGGGCGUUUGGUUUCGGUUUCGCCCCGACUGGAGUCAGUGUGGACGGUCGAAAUGGGAGUCCCUAAGUUUUACCGAUGGAUCUCGGAGCGGUAUCCCUGCCUCAGCGAAGUAGUGAAAGAGCAUCAGAUUCCUGAAUUUGACAACUUGUACCUAGAUAUGAAUGGAAUUAUACAUCAGUGUUCCCAUCCUAAUGAUGAUGAUGUUCACUUCAGAAUUUCAGAUGAUAAAAUCUUUACUGAUAUUUUUCACUACUUGGAGGUGUUGUUUCGAAUUAUUAAACCUAGGAAAGUGUUCUUUAUGGCUGUUGAUGGUGUGGCUCCUCGAGCAAAAAUGAACCAGCAGCGUGGGAGGCGUUUUAGGUCAGCAAAGGAGGCAGAAGACAAAAUUAAAAAGGCAAUAGAAAAAGGAGAAACUCUUCCUACCGAGGCCAGAUUUGAUUCUAACUGUAUUACACCAGGGACGGAAUUCAUGGCCAGGUUACAUGAACAUCUGAAGUAUUUUGUAAAUAUGAAAAUUUCUACAGACAAGUCGUGGCAAGGAGUUACCAUCUACUUCUCAGGCCAUGAGACUCCCGGAGAAGGAGAGCAUAAAAUCAUGGAAUUUAUCAGAUCCGAGAAAGCAAAGCCAGAUCAUGAUCCAAACACCAGACACUGUCUUUAUGGUUUAGAUGCUGACUUGAUUAUGCUUGGAUUAACAAGUCAUGAGGCACAUUUCUCUCUUUUAAGAGAAGAGGUUCGGUUUGGUGGCAAGAAGACACAAAGGGUAUGUGCACCAGAAGAAACCACAUUUCACCUCCUACACUUGUCUUUAAUGAGAGAAUAUAUAGACUAUGAGUUUUCAGUAUUAAAAGACAAGAUUGCAUUUAAAUAUGAUAUUGAAAGGAUAAUAGAUGAUUGGAUUUUGAUGGGAUUUCUUGUUGGCAAUGAUUUUAUCCCUCAUCUACCUCAUUUACAUAUUAAUCAUGAUGCGUUGCCUCUUCUUUAUGGAACAUAUAUUACCAUCCUGCCAGAACUUGGGGGUUAUAUUAAUGAAAGUGGGCAUCUCAACUUACCUCGAUUUGAGAAAUACCUUGUGAAACUAUCAGAUUUUGAUCGGGAGCACUUCAGUGAAGUUUUUGUGGACCUCAAGUGGUUUGAAAGCAAAGUGGGUAACAAGUACCUCAAUGAAGCAGCAGGUGUCGCAGCAGAAGAAGCCAAGAGCUACAAGGAAAAGAGAAAAUCAAAGGACCAGGAAAACUCCAUAUGUUGGGCUGCUUUAGACACAAAUGGAGAAGAAGUGGUAGCUUCUAAGGAUAAUGUAGAAGAUGAAACUGAAGAUGAUGACCUAUUUGAAACAGAGUUUAGACAAUAUAAAAGAACGUAUUACAUGACGAAGAUGGGAGUGGAUGUAGUGUCUGAUGACUUUCUGGCUGAUCAAGCUGCAUGUUAUGUUCAAGCAAUACAGUGGAUUUUGCACUAUUACUAUCAUGGAGUUCAGUCCUGGAGCUGGUAUUACCCCUACCAUUACGCGCCUUUCCUAUCUGAUAUCCGCAACAUCAGCGCACUCAGCAUCCAUUUUGAACUAGGAAAACCUUUUAAGCCAUUUGAACAGCUUCUUGCUGUACUUCCGGCAGCUAGCAAAAAUUUACUUCCUACAUGCUAUCAGCAUUUGAUGACCAGUGAAGACUCGCCAAUUAUAGAAUAUUACCCACCUGAUUUUAAAACUGACCUAAAUGGGAAACAACAGGAAUGGGAAGCUGUGGUACUAAUACCAUUCAUUGAUGAGAAGCGAUUGUUGGAAGCCAUGGAGACGUGUAACCACUCCCUCAAAAAAGAAGAGAGGAAGAGAAACCGACAUAGUGAGUGCCUAAUGUGCUGGUAUGAUAGAGACACAGAGUUCACCUACCCCUCUCCAUGGCCAGAAAAGUUCCCUGCCAUAGAACGAUGUUGCACAAGGUAUAAAAUGAUAUCAUUAGAUGCUUGGCGUGUAGACAUAAACAAGAACAAAAUAACGAGGAUUGACCAGAAGGCAUUAUAUUUCUGUGGAUUUCCUACUCUGAGACACAUCAAACACAAAUUUUUUUUGAAGAAAAGUGGGGUUCAAGUAUUCCAGCAAAGCAGUCGUGGAGAAAACAUGAUGUUAGAAAUCUUAGUGAAUGCAGAAUCAGAUGACCUUAGUAUAGAAAAUGUAGCUUCCUCAGUGCUUGGAAAGUCUGUCUUUGUUAACUGGCCUCAUCUUGAAGAAGCUAGAGUUGUUGGUGUAUCAGAUGGAGACACUAAGUUUUACUUGGAAGAACCUCCAGGAACACAGAAGCUUUAUUUGGGCAGAACUGCCCCGCCAUCUAAAGUAGUCCAUCUUGGAGACAAAGAACAAUCUAACUGGACAAAAGAAGUACAAGGAAUUUCAGAAUUCUAUCUGAGAAGAAAAGGAAUAAUAAUAAAUGAAACAUCUGCAGUUGUGUAUGCUCAGUUACUUACCGGUCGUAAAUAUCAAAUAAAUCAAAAUGGUGAAGUUCGUCUAGAGAAACAGUGGUCAAAACAAGUUCUUCCUUUUGUUUAUCAAACUAUUGUCAAGGACAUCCGAGCUUUUGACUCCCGUUUCUCCAAUAUCAGAACAUUGGAUGACUUAUUUCCUCCUAGAAGUAUGGUCUUUAUGCUGGGAACCCCCUAUUAUGGCUGCACUGGAGAAGUUCAGGAGUCAGGGGAUGUGAUUACAGAAGGUAGGAUUCGUGUGGUUUUCAGUAUUCCAUGUGAACCCAAUCUUGAUGCUCUAAUACAGAACCAGCAUGUGAAAAAAUCACUGAAAUACCAUUACUAAUCUAUAGUGGGUAUUAUGGGUUAUUUACUACACAAAUUUAAAACUUUUGUGUGUGUGUGUGUGUGGUUUAAAUUCAGCCCUCAUGGAGACCAUAAAGCAAAUGUGGGUUUGAAUCUCAAAUUCAACAAAAAAAAUGAGGAGGUACCUGGAUAUACUAAGAAAGUUGGAAGUGAAUGGAUGUAUUCAUCUGCAGCAGAACAACUUCUUGCCGAGUACUUAGAGAGAGCUCCAGAAUUAUUUUGUUAUAUAGCCAAAAAUAGCCAAGAGGAUGUGUUCUAUGAAGAUGACAUUUGGCCUGGAGAAAACGAGAAUGGUGCUGAGAAAGUUCAAGAAAUUAUUACAUGGCUAAAGGGACAUCCUGUCAGUACGUUGUCUCGUUCUUCUUGUGAUUUACAAAUUCUGGAUGCAGCUAUUGUCGAGAAAAUCGAAGAAGAAGUUGAAAAGUGCAAGCAAAGAAAGAAUAAUAAGAAGGUGCGAGUGACAGUAAAGCCCCAUUUGCUGUAUAGACCUUUAGAACAGCAGCAUGGCGUCAUUCCUGAUCGGGAUGCAGAAUUCCGUCUCUUUGACCGUGUUGUAAAUGUGAGAGAGAACUUUUCAGUUCCAGUUGGCCUUCGGGGCACCAUCAUAGGAAUUAAAGGGGCUAAUAGAGAAGCUGAUGUACUAUUUGAAGUAUUAUUUGAUGAAGAAUUUCCUGGAGGCUUAACAAUAAGAUGUUCACCUGGUAGAGGUUAUCGACUGCCGACAAGUGCCUUGGUGAACCUUUCUCAUGGGAGUCGCUCUGAAACUGGAAAUCAGAAGUUGACGGCCGUUGUGAAACCACAACCAGCUGUGAAUCAGUACAGCUCAGCUUCCUCAGUUUCCUCUGGGCAUUUGGGAGGCCUGAACCAUUCCCCUCAAUCACUUUUUGUUCCUACUCAAGUACCUACUAAAGAUGAUGAUGAGUUUUGCAGCAUUUGGCAGUCCUUACAGGGAUCCGGAAAGGUUCAGCACUUUCAGCCAAGUCUACAAGAGAAGGGUGCAGUUCUACCUCAAGAAAUCAGUCAAGUAACUCAGCAUCAUAAAUCUGGCUUUAAUGACAACAGUGUUAAAUGUCAGCAAAGAAAACAUGAGCCUCACAGAAAAUUUAAAGAAGAGUGUAAAAGUCCUAAAACAGAGAGUCGGUCACAAAAAAUGUCACAUAAGCAGCCUACCCCUGGAAUUGAGAAGUUUUUAGCAUCUUUGAAUAUCUCCAAAGAAAGUGGAGUGCAGUCAUCGCAUUUUGAAGAGCCUCCGAGUGAAGAGCAUUUGUCACCACAGUCAUUUGCUAUGAAGGGAACACGGAUGCUUAAAGAAAUUCUAAAAAUUGAUGGCUUUGACACUGUGGACCAUAAGAACGAAAUAAAACAGUUUGGUAAUGAAAUUUCCUCUAAUAGAAGAGAUGAAUAUGGAUCUGCCUCACAGCCUAAACAAAAUAAGAAAUUAACAUCUUGUAUGAACAAGGCUCACAGUGCUAGUGAGUACCGUAGUGCUCAGUCUAUGGACAAUGUGUGUUGGCCUGUUCCCAGCCACAUCCCUCCUGUGUCCACACCAGUAACUGAACUUUCUCGAAUUUGUUCUCUUGUUGGAAUGCCACAACCAGAUUUCUCCUUUCUUAGAACACCACAGACGAUGACAGUUUGCCAGGUAAAACUAUCCAAUGGCUUAUUGGUACAUGGGCCACAGUGCCAUUCUGAAAAUGAGGCCAAGGAAAAAGCUGCACUUUUUGCUUUACAACAAUUGGGUUCCUUAGGAGUUAAUUUCCCUUUGCCUCCACCACUAAUUCCAAAUUAUCCUCCUGCCGUACCACCUGGGACCAUUCCUCCAGUUUUUCCCCAACCAACUGGCUGGGAUCACUACGGGAGCAACUUAGCGCUGGGGGCAGCUAAUAUAAUGCCUCCUUCGUCUCAUCUCUUUGGCUCGAUGCCGUGGGGACCGCCAGUGCCAGCGCCUGGAAAGCCUUUCCAGCACUCUUCGUAUCCCGGGGCCAUGCCCAUGGCUGGGGGAAUGCGAGGUGGUGCGCACAAUCAGUUCAUCCCUCUACAGGUUACUAAAAAAAGGAUUGCAAACAAAAAGAACUUUGAGAAUAAGGAGGCCCAGAGUUCUCAAGCCACCCCACUUCAGACUAGCCAACCAGGGUCUUCCAGUGUCACCAAAGUGAUUCCGCAGGGGAGUUCAUCAGCUUCCUUAAAGUCCUCUCAGAUUACUCAACCCGCACCUUCUUUUCAAGUUGAAGCUGCCCCCCAGGGCCAUAGUGUGUCUCACCAUAAGUCAACACCAAGCUCUUCUUCAAGAAGAAAAUCAAGAAAAUUGGCUGUCAAUUUUGGCGUUUCUAAACCUUCUGAAUAAAUUUGGUACUUGGAAUUAAUUUCUUUCUUUUCCACACACCUUUUUAUAAAUCCACAUCUAUCUCUCACAAAAAAUUAGAAUGUGCUAUUUUAAAAUAAUAUGUUUCAAUUGAAAAUUUUUAAUUUUUUGUCAGGCACUUUUCAUGCUGUUUAUAUCAAAUUGUGCAUCUUCAGUAUGUGCAGUUUGUUUUACAUCAAUUUUACCUCAAUAAAGCUGUAAAAAAAAAAGAGAGAGACUAAAUUAAACCUUGUGUCGAAAUAAUAUCAGUGGACUGAAAUGUGCCAAUCUAAUCAGUGGCCUCAUCAUUAGAAGCAUCCUGAACUAUGAAUUAGACAUCAUAUUGCAAUACUAAUGAAUAUUUUUUACACUAUCAUUGAGGGAUAAUUAAAUGUAGCAUGAAAAUUGGGCCUCAAGUAUAAUUUACUGAAAGUGGAUUUUAUUUCUCUUUUUAGUGAUGGAACAGAAUUGUCAGGAGAAUGGCUUUUAUGUGUGAGUGUGUUAACUUGUGUUUUAUUGUCUGCCAGGGUCCUUGCGCCCUGCUGGGUGAUCACAUUGGUGUGGUGCUGCCAGUUCUGCUUUAUCCUAAAUUUGUACCAAAGCAACUUUAGAAUACUGAGCAGGAUAUUUCAUUUAACUGCUUACAACUAUAAAUAGCAAUCUAGAUUUGAGUAAGUAAUUAGAGUUUUUUAGAUUAUUCGAGAACCAGCAUUAGUCAUUUCUAAUAAAAUUCUUUCAAAAUCUACAGGGUACAAUGAUUACAAAUUAAUCUUCUAAUGAAAUAAAGUUCAAAAUAUUAAUCAUGUUGUUAAUUAAAAUAAAUUGUAUUAUUCUUUUAUAUAGCUUUUUACCUGCUUACUUAAACAUGUGAGAGCUCCAUUAUUGGUCCAUGUGUAGUGCUUCCUAGAACGGAUGAAAUUCUAAAUUUUUUUUAAAUUCCAAGGUGUGGUUUAAUACAGGUACAAUCAGUUUGUGAUGUACAUUAUUUACAUGACAACUGCCUGUCUCAUUCUGUUUCCAUAUUUUUAGCUUUAUGCUGAACUGUCUGGUGACUCUGGCAUUUUGUCUUUGCAUGUUAUAUGUGGGUGUGUAUUGUUCAAGCUGUGGCUGUUGAAAUUAUUUUAGAAUUUAUGAAAAUUUCUCAGUGGUACCUGGGCCUGAGUUUUUAUAUAUAUAUAUUUAUCCUUUAGUUUUUGUGAUAUGCUUAUAUUUUUAAGGAAGUAAUUUAUCAUACUUUUUUAAAAGUAGAAACCGUAAUCUUUAUAUGCAGUUGCUCAUUGUGUCCAGUUUUAUUUAGCUUAUUGAAAACUCUGCCAUGAGUCUUUGAGUAGUUUGUUUUUUAAAAUGCUGCUUUGAACUAAGUGGAUUCCUUUCUCUAACUGCUGACUUCAGAGUUUCUCUAAAUGUUAAGAGGGUAUUUGUAUAUUAGUAGUGCCUUUAGUAUGAGAUAAAUGUUCAUUAUCUGUCAUUUAUUAUA